UUUUAAAUAAUUCUUUGUUUCAGAGACAAAAAAUGUCAGCCAGCGUGCAUUGUUUCUACUGUCGUGAGGACCUCGGCGGCAGGAGGUUUGUGCGCAACGAGGGUCGACCUGUUUGCGUGCGCUGCCACACCAAGUUCUGCGCCAACAGCUGCACCGAGUGCCACCGACCCAUCUCUGUGGAAUCCAAGGAGCUGAGCCACAAGGGCCGCUACUGGCAUGAGGACUGCUUCCGAUGCGCAAAGUGCUACAAGUCACUGGCCAAGGAGCCGUUCACCGCCAAGGAUGAGCGCAUCCUCUGUGGCAAGUGCUGCUCCAGAGAAGAGGCUCCACGCUGCCACGCCUGCUAUAAACCCAUACUUGCCGGGACACAGAGUGUGGAGUAUAAAGGCGACUCGUUCCACGACGAUUGUUUCACCUGCUGCCACUGCAAGCGACCGAUGGGGUCGCAGAGCUUCAUCGCCAAAGGAAGCGACGUCUACUGCAGCCCCUGCUAUGACGACAAAUUUGCAAAGAUCUGCGUCUCCUGCAAAAAGCCAAUUAUGUCCGGAGGAGUCAACUACCAGGGGCAGCCUUGGCACGGUCACUGUUUCGUGUGUAGCUCCUGCUCCAAGCCUCUGGCCGGGUCCAGCUUCACCACCCACCAGGACCAGGUGUUCUGCGUGGACUGCUACAAGAGCACCGUGGCUAAGAAAUGCAGCGGCUGCCAAAUGGCCAUCACAGGUUUUGGCAAAGGGGUCAAUGUGGUGACCUACGAUGGAGGCUCCUGGCAUGAAUACUGCUUCAACUGUAAGCGGUGCUCCCUCAAUCUGUCUAACAAGCCCUUUAUAGCGAAAGGAAGGGACAUCCUGUGCUCCGACUGCGGCGACGACUAGAAAACAGUUCCAACUGCUCCUUUCGCGAGACUGCACUUACACAAAGGUGUUAAAAGAUGUCUUCAUUUCAUUGACGGGCCCCAUUGACAUAGUAACAACUUUGCAGGGAUCAGCAAGCUGGCCGAGAGCGUUUUCGUUGAUAGCAGUAAAAUUUGACGAAUAUACGUGUGGAAGUAAACACACAUAUGAGAAAAUAUGAUGUGCUGUAUUCACAAAUGCUCUCUCUCUCUCUCUCUCUCUCUCUUUCUCUCAGCCUAUCUAUAUGUGACAACUGUCUACAGCAUCUAUCCAUUAGUGGGAAUAUUAAAUGAUAUUAACGAACAGAGAACUACAUAAGUGAUAAAUGGUCUGAUUGAAAUCCAUUCAUGUUUACCCUAAUGGCGAGGCAUGAAUUCAUAUUCAAUGCUUUUUUUUACCCAUUAGUGUUCGUUGUAAGAAAAGGUUGGCUUUUAUUGCUAUCGUUAUGAAAUUCUUAUGUUUUUUUUUACUGCAGCUGGAAAGUAAACAUUAGUAAUGCAUUCUUCAGAACAUGUUUUUGUUUUUUGGUAAAUAUAUAUUUUAGAUAUGACGCUAUCUAUCGGCUCGCUAGCUCUGUGUAGGCUUCCUCUCGUGCUACGCGAUUGAAUGAUUAAAUAUAAUGUUAAAGCUGUACAUUGUGUUCCAGUGACUUGCUUUUUUUUAAUCCCAUAUGCUCAUUUGUAUUUAAUUUGAAAGUGGCAUCUUUCACAACUGUUUUAAAAACGUUUAUGUGACAUACUUAGUUGUAUGUAUUAAAUUGAAUAAUUACUUUUCAUAACUCAGUCAUUGAUUUCUAUGUCUUUUUUUAAAGGAGUUGUCUCGUAAUGUUUGAGUGAUGUCCAGUAUAAAAUUUGCAUUCAGAAUGUG
Molecule: messenger RNA, 1757 nt
Organism: Hippocampus zosterae (dwarf seahorse)
Lineage: Eukaryota; Metazoa; Chordata; Actinopteri; Syngnathiformes; Syngnathidae
Product: four and a half LIM domains protein 1-like
Exons: 5
Coding region: 33-872 (279 amino acids)
Biological process (GO): muscle organ development
Molecular function (GO): transmembrane transporter binding
Source: RefSeq, a predicted model, not a curated record